AUGGGUUCCUUAAGCAAAUGUGGUAAUUCACGAUCGGGUACUCCAGAUAAUUUCCCAAUCAGGGCCAAUGAAGAAGUAGUUGCACAACAAGAGCAAGAGCGCCAUGAAAAUGAGAUUCUGAAGCAACAAAAUGAAGAACUCAGGCUUCAGAAUUUGGCAAUGAAAGAAUUUCUAAAGAACCCACACAAAUCCAUUUUUGAACACAAAAUCUGUAUCGAGAAUGCGCGAUUGAAAGAGAAGAUUCAUGCCAUGACUAUUCAAUAUAAUCAAUCUUAUGGGCUAAACGAGACCCGAAUGGGCAUAGACAUGGCCAUUCAAACCAAAAGUUAUCUUAAGCUAGCACCAUAUGCAAUGGAUGAGCUCUUUAAGCUUGGCGCGCUCAAUGAUCCACUUUGGAAUAAAAGCACCCACGGCCAAGGAGAAACACUUGAUUUUAAGUUAUAUGAAUGGGCUUUUCCGCCUUGUCUUGGCCCGAAACCACAUGGAUUUGUAUCCGAGGCUUCACGGGCUAAAGGGGUCAUACCCAUGGCUACUUCAGACUUUGUAGAAGCAUUAUUCAAUGCGGAUCGAUGGCGAGACAUGUUUGGGGGAAUGAUCGGAAGGUGUACUACGAAAGUGAUUUCUAAUGGCGCUAGAGGUUCAAGAAAUGGUGCUCUACUGCUUAUGAAAGCUGAAAUUCAAGUCUUUUCUUCCUUCGUGCCGGUUCGAGUCCUAAAUUUUAUUCGAUACGUCAACAAACACGCAGAGGGGCUAUGGGUUGUGGUUGAUUACUCCGUUGAUUUUGGAACGGACAGACGGUUAACAAGAAGGUGUCCAUCUGGCUGUAUUCUACAAUCUAUGCCAAAUGGGUGCACAAAGGUUACGUGGAUUGAACAUACAGAAUAUGACGAACAACUGAUCCACGAAAACUAUCGUGGGUUAAUUAGAUCAGGCGUGGGCUUUGGUGCACAAAGAUGGGUUAGUGCACUUUUGGGGCAAUGUAAAUGCAUAGCUCCCAACCUGUUUGAAAGUACAACACGAUGCUUACGAAGUCUAGCACAGCGCAUGAGGCGUAUGUUCUGUGCUACUGUUUGUUUGACUGGCUGGGAACGAUGGAAUUUGGUUGCGAAUGUACCAGGAAGACCAAGGAUAAUGGCGCGCAUGUACAAUAAUUUUCAGGGAGUAUCAGGAGUAGUCAUGAGUGCCACCCAUUCGGUAUGGAUAGCAGCAAAUCAUCGACACUUGUUUGAAAUGAUGUUGAUAAAAGAUUUGAGGAGCGUGUGGGACGUGUUAUGCCAUACGAUUGCUACCCGGGACAUGUAUAGUUUCCCUUUGAGCCAAGAUGAAGCCAACUUUAACUGCGUCUCGAUUCUAGAUUCGAAUACACUACAGGCUGGAGUGAAUCAACCGCUUAAGGUAUUGCAAGAGGCUUCGAGUGAUACGACGGGAUCACUCAUUGUUUACGCAAUUGUGGAUACCCCCACCGUAGCUCUAGUGAUGCAGGGGGGAGAUUCGUCGCGAGUGGGUCUCUUGCCAAUAGGGUUGAGUAUAGUCCCUUACCAUGGGGAAAGUGGUGAAAGUGGAUCCAUGGUGACUGUGGGGUUCCAUAGGUUGCUACGAAAUCAAGUUAUCUCAAACAUCACAGUGGAAAAUAUCAACACAUUGAACAGAUUGGUGGCACAGACAGUUCAGGGAUUAAAAAUGUUGGUUGAUCCACUCAAUGAGGAGGGUAUGUGA
This is a messenger RNA of Helianthus annuus (common sunflower), 1716 nucleotides long. Its product is annotated as homeobox-leucine zipper protein ROC4. Lineage: Eukaryota; Viridiplantae; Streptophyta; Magnoliopsida; Asterales; Asteraceae. The transcript has 6 exons. The coding region runs from base 1 to 1716 and encodes 571 amino acids. The record is from RefSeq and is a predicted model, not a curated record. Gene Ontology annotation, molecular function: lipid binding.